UUUCUGUGCGCGUUGCAGGUCACUCCCUCUGUACUGUCAGCAGCUCUUUACGCGCUUCAAACUUGGUAGUCGCACUCAGCUGGUCUCCUUCCCACCUUUCGUUUUCUCGGAUUUUUGAGUUUUUAAACGACCUACUGUUUUUAAGUCAUGUGUUAAUGCAUUUGUCGCGGCGGCUUUCCACCGGGAGGAGUUAUCGUGUUUGCUUCGCCUCCAGUUGAAGAGAAGCGCGGAGGAAAUGUCCAGCUGAGGACUGGAAAUCCUGAAAACUACAGGGCCUGUUUUUGUAAUGAUUGAUCAAUGCUUCGAUAAUGGCGCAAAAGGCACAGGUUUUAUACGACUUCACUGCUGAGCCUGGAAACAAUGAGUUGUCAGUGAAAGAAGGCGAGACAAUUAUUAUCACCAAUCAGAGUAUUGGAGGUGGCUGGGUGGAAGCACAGAACUCAAGAGGGGAGGUGGGACUGGUUCCUGAAGACUACAUUGAACUCAAUAAGCAGUUUUCUGUGUUCCCAUCAGCUGCAGCACCUACUCCAAGUUUAGGAAAUGUUGCAGGUUCAGACCUGUCCUUCUUUGAUGCAUAUGCACCUGCAUCAACACCUGCACAAAACCAGGUGGAUGCUGGGGGCUUGAGCCCCCAGCCGGAAACCCCCGACACCCCAGUUUCCCCCUACCUUUCGUCCCCUGAUGAGGCUACUAAUGGUAAUGAUCCGUGGUCGGCGUGGAACGCGGACCCAUCAGGGGGCUCCACCAACAACUGGGCAUCUAAUCCAGAGGGCACACAGACUGGGAAGAGCGCUCCUGACCCCUGGCCCCCUGUAUCACAUGGUCACCCUCAGGCUUACCAAGGCCCAGGGGCAGAGGAUGAUGAGUGGGACGAUGAAUGGGAUGACAUGAAAUCCACUGGCGGUUAUGCUGAGUCAGAAGCCGGAGAAAGUGGAGCACUGCAGAGGGGCGGAUCACAUGCAACUUCAAUGAAAAUCUCCCUCAACAACAGGUUCCCUGGGUUCUCCAAGUCGGGUCCGGAGCUUUACCUCCUUUGCAAGCAGCUUGUAAAGGGCAAAGACAGACUUCCAAUUUAUACGGGAGAAGUUGGUCCAGUGUGGUCUUACCCAGAAACCCAGCUAGACUGUGUUGUAGCUGAUCCCAAAAAAGGCUCAAAGAUGUAUGGCCUCAAGAGCUACAUUGAGUACCAAGUCACACCCAGUACCACAAACCGACCUGUCAAUCACAGAUAUAAACACUUUGACUGGUUGUAUGAAAGGCUUCUGGAAAAAUUUGGGUCAGCCAUUCCCAUCCCUUCUUUACCAGAUAAGCAGGUUACAGGCCGUUUCGAGGAAGAGUUUAUUAAGAUGCGUAUGGAGCGGUUACAGGGUUGGAUGACCAGGAUGUGCAGGCACCCCGUUAUUUCCAGCAGUGAAGUAUUUCAGCUUUUCGUCACCUACAAGGAUGAGAAGGACUGGAAGAUGGGCAAGAGAAAAGCAGAGAAGGAUGAGACGGUAGGAGUGAUGGUCUUCUCCACAAUGGAGCCUGAAGCUCCAGACCUGGACCUGAUAGAAGUAGAACAGAAAUGUGAGCAGUUUAGCAGGUUUACCAAAUCCAUGGAUGACGGGGUGAAGGAAAUCCUCACAGUGGGGCAUGAACAUUGGAAGAGAUGCACAGGCCCUCUGCCCAAAGAGUAUCAGAGAAUCGGCAAAGCCUUCCAAAACCUUUCCUCUGUCUUCACCAGCAGCGGAUACCAAGGUGAGUCAGCCCUAACUGAUGCCAUGACAGCAGCUGGGAAGACAUACGAAGAGAUAGCUCAGCUGGUUGCAGAGCAGCCCAGGAAAGACCUCCACCAUCUCAUGGAGACCAACAAUGAAUACAAAGGACUACUUGGAUGUUUUCCAGAUACCAUUGGAGUCCAUAAGGCAGCCAUAGACAAAGUGAAGGAAGGUGACAAACUGGUAGCCGCCAGUAAAAUUACUCAGCAGGACAAAGUCACCAUGGCUAAACGUGCCAGCACCAUGUCUUACGCAUUACAAGCUGAAAUGAACCAUUUCCAUAGCAACCGUAUCUAUGACUACAACAGGGUCAUGCAGUUGUACCUGGAGGAGCAAGUCAAGUUUUACGAGACGAUCGCAGCGAAGCUGAGACAAGCGCACAGUCAGUUCACUACAAUGUGAAAGCGGCCGCUGGCUGUCUUGCACUAAGAGACGAGAAGAUUUAAACCAGCUCAAGAUCCAAAAUAAUUUUGCUUAUUUUGCAUUUUUCAACCCCUGUCCUCUUUAAUUUAAAUUUCACUUCUGUUUUUCUCUUACCUCAUCUCCUCUUUUUACAACUCAUCCCAGCAGUCCCUGCUUUGCGGUAUCCGCUACUUCGAUGUUAAAGAGUACGAACGACAUCUGAAAAGGCUUCAAGAGUGACAGCAGCUGUAAUUCUUAACACAGACAGGAAAAAAAAUCAUGUUGUAGUUACAGUGGCGAUGAAAUCAAACCCUGGCAAUUCUUUAACGUGAUAUAGUUUUGUUUUUUUGGGUUUUUUGUACAGCUUCACGUGCAAACAUAACCAUCUAUCUCAAGGUAAAGCUCUGCAGCCUUUCACUUUUAUUCCAUGUUAAUAUUCAUAUAGGAAAGGGCGCCAAAUACCAAAGCUAUUCUCCGCUCUGCCAAUAAGGACAGCCAGGAUAUAUUCAAGCUUUACUGUAGCUUCAUUUGAAUAAUUUUGUUACCAUAUAUAGUAUUUAUAUGUAAAAAGAAAUUUUCACUAUUGUUAGCAGAAGCAUUCCUUUAAGGAUUCAAAUCUUGAAAGAGUUAGCAAAGGCAGUGUGUGCGUCCUCCCUGUGUGUGACCACCACUCGCAGCUCCCAGCUCCCCUUCAUCCCACACUUCCUCAAAAGCGAACAGGAAGCUCCACCUUCUUCCUGUUUUCCCUUUUGAGAAAAAUUGAAAUGGUCAACCUGGUUGGCACCCCAAAGCUCCUGCAUACUCACACACUGCAGUUUGCAUUUUAAGAAACAGAAUCUGGAAUGAGUCUUUUUUUUCUAUUCUUCUUUUUUCCUUUUCUGUUCUUUUCUUUUUUAAAACAUUUAAAAUAAAAGUCAUUGGAUCAGUGGUUCCCUGCCACACUAGUUAACUUUCUCUCAGUACUUCGAAAGAAUAUUUGCCCUUGUUUGACGGAGUCAUUGUGUUUGACAUGAUGGUACAAGAAUAAAGUCAUCUGUAAGAAUUCGUACUAUUAGAGGAGUUUGGAAGAGCCAUGAAUUAUGUGUUCUUGUUUUUGCUUAUCACCGCCCAGUUUUCAAAUCAAUCUGUAAUCUUGUUCACUCUUUGUUAGAAAAUAUAAAUUCUACUGCACCUAUCAGGGGUUUCUUGUAAUUGAUAUGUUAUGUAUAGAACUAUUUGCAAUACACGUGUCAUUUAAAAAGAAGCAAAAGUUCAGUUUGAUUUAUUAAACAAUGAUUUGUACUCAU
Molecule: messenger RNA, 3445 nt
Organism: Haplochromis burtoni (Burton's mouthbrooder)
Lineage: Eukaryota; Metazoa; Chordata; Actinopteri; Cichliformes; Cichlidae
Gene: snx9b
Product: sorting nexin 9b
Exons: 19
Coding region: 309-2159 (616 amino acids)
Biological process (GO): intracellular protein transport; endocytosis; mitotic cell cycle
Cellular component (GO): cytoplasmic vesicle; plasma membrane
Molecular function (GO): phosphatidylinositol binding; protein binding
Source: RefSeq, a predicted model, not a curated record